Lathyrus sativus (Indian pea) is the source of this 1479-nucleotide messenger RNA. The record is from the annotation of a GenBank genome assembly. NCBI's taxonomy places the organism in Eukaryota, Viridiplantae, Streptophyta, Magnoliopsida, Fabales, Fabaceae.
AUGGAGUCACCACAAACAAGAAAAUCGGGGCUAAAUCUCCCAGCUGGAAUGUCCAGCAUAACCUCCUUACGCCUCGAAACCCUCUCAACUCCGCCAUCCUCCGCUUCACCUCGUGCAAUCUCAAAUCUCUCAUCAUCACCUUCUAAAUCUUCUUCAUGUAGUGAUAGAUUCAUACCUUGUAGAUCCUCUUCAAGACUUCACACGUUCGGAUUAAUCGAUAAACCAUCACCGGUUAAAGAAGGGAGUAACGAAGCUUAUUCGAGAUUAUUGAAAUCUGAACUUUUUGGAGCUGAUUUUGCUUCUCCUUCUUCUCCUGCAGGUUGUGGUGCUGCUGGUGGUGGCGGUCCUGCUUCGCCUAUGAUCAGUCCUAGCAAGAAUAUGCUUCGGUUUAAGACGGAUCAUUCUGGACCUUCUUCGCCGUUUUCAUCAUCUUCGCCUUCGAUUUUUGGACAUCAUUCUGGAUUCUCUAAUGAAUCUGCUACUCCUCCUAAGCCUCCUAGGAAAGUACCCAAGACACCCCACAAGGUUUUGGAUGCGCCUUCACUUCAAGAUGACUUUUACUUGAAUCUUGUGGACUGGUCCUCACAAAAUACUCUUGCAGUGGGGCUUGGCACUUGUGUUUAUCUAUGGAGUGCUUCAAACAGCAAAGUGACUAAGCUUUGUGACUUGGGGCCUUAUGAUGGUGUUUGUUCUGUCCAGUGGACCAAGGAGGGUUCUUUCAUAUCUAUUGGUACAAACCUCGGUCAAGUUCAGAUUUGGGAUGGUACUAAAUGCAAAAAGGUCAGAACAAUGGCAGGGCAUCAAACAAGAACAGGUGUCUUGGCAUGGAAUUCUCGAAUUUUGGCUUCAGGGAGUAGGGAUAGGAACAUUCUUCAGCAUGACAUGAGGGUUUCAAGUGACUUCAUUGGCAAGCUUGUUGGCCACAAGUCCGAGGUUUGUGGAUUGAAAUGGUCAUGUGAUGACAGGGAACUUGCUUCUGGUGGCAAUGAUAAUCAGCUGUUGGUAUGGAAUCAGCACUCUCAGACACCAACUUUGAGACUUACAGAGCACACUGCGGCCGUGAAGGCCAUUGCUUGGUCACCUCACCAGAGCAACCUCCUUGUGUCUGGAGGUGGAACUGCGGAUAGGUGUAUUCGUUUCUGGAACACUACAAAUGGUCACCAAUUGAACUCGGUUGACACUGGAAGCCAGGUGUGUAACCUUGCUUGGAGUAAAAAUGUAAACGAGCUAGUAAGUACUCAUGGUUACUCACAAAAUCAAAUCAUGGUGUGGAAAUAUCCAUCACUAGCAAAGGUUGCAACUCUAACCGGCCAUAGCAUGAGAGUACUAUACCUUGCAACGUCUCCUGAUGGUCAGACAAUAGUGACUGGUGCUGGGGACGAGACUCUGCGGUUUUGGAAUAUUUUCCCAUCAAUGAAAACACCUGCCACAGUUAAAGAUACAGGCCUUUGGUCACUCGGCCGCACCCAAAUUCGGUGA